CAGCUAAUUUCCCUAGCAAAUAAACCAGCAGAUGCUGGUCCACGAAACGAGUUACCACUGAGAACAGGGCACUGUGUGCAUGGGGCAGGAUGCUCUCAUGGAGCCCCACAGCAGCACUGCUGGGAUCUUCCAGUGCAAAAUAAGCCUCCUCCUUUUCUUCCUCCUCCUCCUAGCAGGUUCUUGCUUGGGACUGAAGGUGACAGUGCCAUCACACACUGUCCAUGGCAUCAGAGGUCAAGCCCUUUACCUCCCGGUGCACUACGGCUUCCAUACUGUGGCAUCAGGCAUCCAGAUCAUAUGGCUGUUUGAGAGACCCCACACAAUGCCCAAAUACUUACUGGGCUCUGUGAACAAGUCUGUAGUUCCUGACUUGGAAUACCAGCAUAAAUUCACCCUGAGGCCGCCCAAUGCAUCUCUGCUCAUUAAUCCACUGCAGUUUGAUGAUGAAGGUAAUUACAUUGUGAAGGUCAACAUUCAAGGAAAUGGAACGCUAUCCUCGAGUCAGAAGAUACAAGUCACUGUCGAUGACCCUGUCACAAAGCCAGUGGUGCAGAAUCAUCCUUCCUCCGGGGCUGUGGAAUAUGUGGGAAAUAUGACCCUGACAUGCCAGGUGGCAGGGGGUACCCGGCUAGUUUACCAGUGGCUAAAAAAUGGGAAGCCUGUUCGUACCACUUCCACCUAUUCCUUUUCUCCCCAAAACAACACCCUUCACAUCGCACCGGUGACCAAGGAAGACAUUGGGAAUUACAGUUGCCUCGUGAAGAACCCAGUCAGUGAAAUGGAAAGUGACAUUAUUACACCAACCAUAUUCUAUGGACCUUAUGGACUUCGAGUUAAUUCGGAUAAAGGGCUGAAAGUAGGGGAAGUGUUUACCGUUGACCUGGGAGAAGCCAUCCUAUUUGAUUGUUCAGCUGACUCUUAUCCCCCUAACACCUACUCCUGGAUCCAGAACACUGAAAAUGCAACGUACGUCAUCAAGUACGGGCCUGUCUUGGAAGUGGCGUCUGACAAGGUCACCCAAAAGACAACUGACUUUAUGUGCUGUGCUUACAACAACGUAACAGGGAGGCAAGAUGAAACGCGUUUCACCGUUAUCAUCACUUCUGUGGGACUGGAGAAGUUUGCACAAAAAGCAAAAUCAUUGUCCCCUUUAGCAACUAUAACUGGAAUAUCACUAUUUUUGAUUAUGUCUAUGUCUCUUCUCUUCAUUUGGAAAAAAUGUCAACCCUACAGAGUCAUAAAACAGAAGCUAGAAGGCAGGCCAGACACAGAAUACAGGAAAGCACAAACAUUUUCAGGCCAUGAAGAUGCUCUGGAUGACUUCGGAAUAUACGAAUUUGUUGCUAUUCCAGAUGCUUCGGGUGUUUCCAGGGUGUCAAGCAGAUCUGUUCCCACCUCUGAUGGUAUAUCAGGGCAAGAUUUGCACAGCACAAUUUAUGAAGUUAUUCAGCACAUCCCUGCCCUACAAGAAGACCAUCCAGAACCUGGAAAUUCAUAGAAGAGUUCACAGAGCAGUACACUGGAGUGAAAUAAUGAAGGAACAUCUGAGGAAAAACAAUGGGAACAUAUAUUCAUCUGGGAAGAGGAUAGAAAUUGGCCUCUUACUCUUACUACAGUAUCUCUUACCACUUUUUUAUCCACAGAAUAGAUAUAUCUGUACAAAGUGGACUGCAAGAUUUCCAGUGUGUGCAACCAAUGUGUUGUGCAACCAGGGCGCAUGGUAGACAUUCUUUAUCAUGCUGACUGACAGAAAGGAAAGAAUGAAGAUUUCCAAUCAGUCUUUUUAUAUCAAAUUUUCCUAAAAAGCAUCAAUUCAUUCUUUUACCUUCAUUUUCCACCAACAUUUACCCUCUCUUAUUUCACCUACACAUGUAGAAACUUUACAUUUGUGAAUUUCUCAGCAGGUUUUAUUUUACUGAAUUUGCAUGGCUAAAUUUUUAUUCCCAAAUUUAUUUCUUAUUAUUUGUAUCACAAAAGUAAAAAAACUGUGCCUUCUGUGUGGUUGUGAGUCACUUUCUUUGUCAAGUGUUUUUAAAAAGACUUCAAAAAUACUUAAAGGACUAUUAAAGCCUUACUAAUUUUUGUUCAAAUAAAAAUGAAUCCAAAUAAAUUGUGUUUUUACUCUA
Cavia porcellus (domestic guinea pig) is the source of this 2126-nucleotide messenger RNA. RefSeq names its product HEPACAM family member 2 (gene Hepacam2). Lineage: Eukaryota; Metazoa; Chordata; Mammalia; Rodentia; Caviidae. The transcript has 10 exons. Bases 80 to 1498 code for a protein of 472 amino acids. The record is from RefSeq and is a predicted model, not a curated record. Gene Ontology annotation, cellular component: midbody; centrosome; spindle. Gene Ontology annotation, biological process: centrosome cycle.